AUAAUUUUGCAUAGACCAUGUGCAUUUUAAAUAAAGAAGGGUGCAAUAUAUUUGAAAACGUUAAUAGUGAAGAGUAUAGCGAACCACUAGAUCUACUGAAAAAUAAUAUACUUGCAACUGACUUAGCAUGCCACUUUCGAACGAUAGAAAAACAGGAAGAAAUAGUUAGAAGUAAAUCUGACCAAAAUGUCUCUAAACGAAAGAGAUUAUUUCUUAAUAUGAUUAUGACAUGUUGUGAUCUUAGUGAUCAGACUAAGCAGUGGAAAGUUUCUAAAAAAACUGCAGAACAAAUUUAUGAUGAAUUUUUUUCACGUGGAGAUUUAGAAAAAAGUGUGGGUAGUUCCCCCAUAGAAAUGAUGGAUAGAGAACGAGCAUCUAUACCAGAUCUACAAGUUUAAUUCAUUACAAAUAUAGUCC
Messenger RNA from Bombus pascuorum, 417 nucleotides. RefSeq names its product cGMP-dependent 3',5'-cyclic phosphodiesterase-like. Gene Ontology annotation, molecular function: 3',5'-cyclic-AMP phosphodiesterase activity; 3',5'-cGMP-stimulated cyclic-nucleotide phosphodiesterase activity; protein homodimerization activity. NCBI's taxonomy places the organism in Eukaryota, Metazoa, Arthropoda, Insecta, Hymenoptera, Apidae. The record is from RefSeq and is a predicted model, not a curated record. Bases 18 to 398 code for a protein of 126 amino acids. Gene Ontology annotation, cellular component: perinuclear region of cytoplasm; mitochondrial outer membrane; mitochondrial inner membrane. The transcript has 2 exons. Gene Ontology annotation, biological process: positive regulation of gene expression; regulation of mitochondrion organization; negative regulation of receptor guanylyl cyclase signaling pathway.